Salvelinus fontinalis (brook trout) is the source of this 4345-nucleotide messenger RNA. RefSeq names its product zinc finger protein 883-like. The record is from RefSeq and is a predicted model, not a curated record. The transcript is spliced from 2 exons. Bases 331 to 2478 code for a protein of 715 amino acids. Gene Ontology annotation, cellular component: nucleus. Gene Ontology annotation, biological process: central nervous system development; regulation of transcription by RNA polymerase II. Gene Ontology annotation, molecular function: DNA-binding transcription factor activity, RNA polymerase II-specific; RNA polymerase II cis-regulatory region sequence-specific DNA binding. Lineage: Eukaryota; Metazoa; Chordata; Actinopteri; Salmoniformes; Salmonidae.
UGUGCGAUUUUAAGGCAAUGCUGUUAGUGUGACGUAUAAUCUAGUGGACGGAACGCAAUGCUGUUAGUGUGACGUAUAAUCUAGUGGACGGAACGCUUCCUUCAGCAGCAGCAACAGUUAUUCAGCCACCUCGGUAGCUUGCUAGCCUAAAUAGCCGAACCCAUAAAGCUCUUUAGACGCUUUAGUGUAUAUUAGCCACUGUAUUUUAAACCCUCGUCUGUCGUCUAGUUAGUUAGUUAUCCUAUUUCAUUUCAUAUUUACGGUGUUGUUAUUAUUCAGCUGGCGGGCUGGUUAAGUUAGCAUUAGCCUAGCUAGCUAACAUCUCCGACCAUGAGUUCACUAAAUUACUCUCUUCCUGCUGAAGAAGAGACGGUCUGCUGGACGGAGAAAGAAGCUCUCAUCAAAGAGGAGGAGGAAGAGAAGGAUGUUACAAUACAAAAACAAGUAGAGGGUGAGGUUGUUACCCUGAAAGAAGAAGAUAAAGACGUUUCAGUGAAAGAAGAGGAAGACGUUACAGUGAAAGAAGAGGCGUUCAGAGUGAAAGAGGAGGAGGGUGUUACAGUAAAAGAUGAGGAGGAUUCAGUUUUUGAAGUGAAAGCGGAGGAUGGGGAGAUUACGGUCUCAUCGGAAGAAGAGGAGGAGGAAACUGGAUAUCUGGGCCCGAUUUCCCAAACGCAAUUUAAGGCAUCCAGUGGUUCUAAAGAUGAACUUAGCCAUAAGAUGGUUUUGAGAAACCGGGCCGUGAUUACCACUGGAGAGAUACGGGACAGUCGUGGAUCCUCUGGGGAGCCUCAACAACCUCAUGAUGCUGACGAGGCAGAGAAGAGUCUCUCCAGAUCAGAACACCUCAAUAAACACCUGCAGAGAUCCACAGGGAAGAGAAGUCACUGCUGCUCUGACUGUGGGAAGAGAUUCACCUCAUCAGGCAUUAAAAUUCAUCAAAGGAUCCACACAGGAGAGAAACAUUAUAGCUGUGAUCAAUGUGGGAAGAGUUUUACUACAUCUGGUAAUCUAACUGUACACCAGAGAACACACACAGGAGAGAAACCUUAUAGCUGUGUUCAAUGUGGGAAGAGUUUUGUUACAUCUAGCCAUCUGACUACACACCAGAGAACACACACAGGAGAGAAACCUUAUAGCUGUGAUCAAUGUGGGAAGAGUUUUACUACAUCUAGCUCUCUGACAGUACACCAGAGACUACACACAGGAGAGAAACCUUAUAGCUGUGUUCAAUGUGGGAAGAGUUUUGUUACAUCUAGAAAUCUGACUAUACACCAGAGAACACACACAGGAGAGAAUCCUUAUAGCUGUGAUCAAUGUGGGAAGAGUUUUGUUACAUCUAGCUCUCUGACAGUACACCAGAGAACACACUCAGGAGAGAAACUAUAUAUAUGUGAUGAAUGUGGGAAGAGUUUUACUACUUCUGGCUAUCUGACUAUACACCAGAGAACACACACAGGAGAGAAACCUUAUACCUGUGAUCAAUGUGGGAUGAGUUUUACUAGAUCUAGCUAUCUAACUAUACACCAGCGAGUACACACAGGAGAGAAACCAUAUAGCUGUGAUCACUGUAGGAAGAGUUUUACUACAUCUGGUAAUCUAACUGUACACCAGAGAACACACACAGGAGAGAAAUCUUAUAGCUGUGAUCAAUGUGGGAAGAGUUUUAGUCGAUCUAGCCAUCUGACUGCACACCAGAGAACACACACAGGAGAGAAAUCUUAUGGCUGUGAUCAAUGUGGGAAGAGUUUUACUCAGCUAAGCAGCCUGACAGGACACCGGAGAACUCACACAGGAGAGAAACCUUAUGGCUGUGAUCAAUGUGGGAAGAGUUUUACUAGAUCUCGCUAUCUAACUAUACACCAGAGAACACACACAGGAGAGAAACCUUAUGGCUGUGAUCAAUGUGGGAAGAGUUUUACUAGAUCUAGCUAUCUAACUGUACACCAGCGAGUACACACAGGAGAGAAAUCUUAUACAUGUGAUCAAUGUGGGAAGAGUUUUACUCACUCAAACUCCCUGAAAUCCCACCAUAGAACACACACAGGAGAGAAGCCUUAUACCUGUGGUCAAUGUGGGAAGAGUUUUAUUCAAUCUGGCCAUCUGACUGUACACCAGAGAACACACACAGGAGAGAAAUCUUAUGGCUGUGAUCAAUGUGGGAAGAGUUUUACUCAGCUAAGCAGCCUGACAGUACACCGAAGAACUCACACAGGAGAGAAACCUUAUGGCUGUGAUCAAUGUGGUAAAAGUUUUACUUUAUCUAGUUAUCUGACUAAACACCAGAGAACUCACACAGAGAAACCUUAUGGCUGUGAUCAAUGUGGGAAAAGUUUUACUUCAUCUAGUUAUCUGACUAAACACCAGAGAACUCACACAGGAGAGAAACCUUAUGGCUGUGAUCAAUGUGGGAAAAGUUUUACUUCAUCUAGUUAUCUGACUAAACACCAGAGAACACACACAGGAGAUAGACCUUAAGGCUGUGAUCAAUGUGGCAAGAGAUUUAUUCAGCUACAAACCCUGAAAUCACAUCGGAGAACUCACACAGGAGAGAAACCUUAUAGCUGUGGUCAAUGUGGGAAGAGUUUUGGUCGAUCUGGCCAGCUGACAUUACACCAGAGAAUACACACAGGAGAGAAACCUUAUAGCUGACAAGAGACUAAGAUCUCUUGGAGUUGUUUCAUGAUAUCAAUGAAAUGAUGUCACAAUGUAGAAUGUUUUAACAUUGUAGUAGGAGUAUUUUAAUGAUGUCACAAUGUAGAACCCUAAGCGUUUGUUAAAUUGAUUUUAGGGAAAAAGAGGAAAUAUCCAGGCUCUGAAUUGAAAGAGUAUUAUUUAUGAGAUUUAUCAAAAAGUGACUAACAUAAAAGAGCUGUGUUACACUUACCACGUUGGUGACCCACUGGAAUCAAAAUGCAACACAACAGCGUUUCUGGUGCUUGUGCAGUUUAUAAGGUGCUUGUUUUAAAAAAUAUUAUUAUUGUGGCAGAUGUUUGUGUAUAUACCACAUGUUAGGUUUUCAAUUGAUCCCAAACUGUUUCUGCAUAUUGGUUAUUGAUUUGGACACGUUAAAACUGUGUUUUGACAUUGGGGCUAUCCCACCUAGCAACUAUGCAACCAAAUAUUUCAUAUUUACAUUUCAUGUAACAUUUGGUAAUGGUAAUUAUUUAUGCAACCAACUGACAAUUAUAUUGACAUUGUGCUUUUAGAAUAGCAGGGUUCAUUCUCAGAUGUGCCAACCCAAAUGUACUAGAGCAUGACAUUGGGGACUGGGCCCAGAUCCAACAACAUGCCUAUCGAGUGAUCCCUGAAAAGAGAGAGAAGCUCCACAGUGAGGUGGAAAGUUACUACGGAUAUUGCAGGAGUUUCCUCUUGAAAUCAGACAUGUCUGUGGUGAGAACAACCUGGUUGCUGAUUGUCUCAAGGGGGGCAGUCAAAAUGUUUUGCGUUUUGCCAGUGCGUUGCCAUGGAUCACAAUUUAUUUUGACUGUUUUUCCGUAUUGGAGAUGAGUUUUGUUUGGGCUCGUUCCAAGGGGACAAGAGUUCUAGAAGUUAGUGAGUUUUAGGAAAAAUAAAUAUUGUUUUUAGUUGUUGUUAGACAGACACCAUGUUUAUAUUGGUGAUGGUGAAGCAUUGUAGUUGAUUAUAAUGUGACAUGGAAGUUGUUUUCUGUUGGUGGUGAGCAAUCUCUUAAGCUUUUGGUUUUUCCAUUUAUGUUUUGAGGUUGGACUUAAGCACGUAUAGCUCGUUAGCACGUAGGACACACUGAUUGGUGUCACCUCGUUAGUCAGUAUGUGUUACACCUGUGCUGGCUUGUCCAUCUCGUUAGUGGGAAGGUGUUUCACCUAAGCUGGUCCAGGUUCUAUUUAAGAGUGUCUGGCCCAGUGCUCCAGUUGUCUUGAUAGAUGUGGAGAGUCAACACCUUUAGUUGCUGCACCUUUUUGGUUUGCUUCCUGUCUUUAAGUUUGGUGUGGGUUUUUCUUUUGUUUCCCUCUUCUUGGUUAGAUUUAGUGGGUCUCAUGGUGGGUGUCUUUUAGGUCCCAGUUGUUGUUACUAGUCAACUUUCAGUCGACACCCCCAUAGUGUCUUUGAGGACCCCUCCUAAAAAACAAGAUUAUAUUUUGGGUUGGAUAUUGCAUCCAAUUAGUGUUUUAAUCAAUGGCAUUUCCUUAGAAUGCUAAUUGGUCUUUCAGUUGUUAAUCUUCUGUUUUUUUUAUCCUGUUAUUUUUGUGUACUAAAACUUUCUGUUUAUUUUCAUUGUUUUCUCCUGUGAAGCCAUUGUGUUGCAUCCAUGUCUGAAAUGUGCUGUAUAAAUAAAGCUUGAUUUGAUUUCAACAAAUGAACC